Molecule: messenger RNA, 1807 nt
Organism: Fragaria vesca subsp. vesca
Lineage: Eukaryota; Viridiplantae; Streptophyta; Magnoliopsida; Rosales; Rosaceae
Product: probable glycosyltransferase At5g03795-like
Exons: 4
Coding region: 1-1581 (526 amino acids)
Molecular function (GO): glycosyltransferase activity
Source: RefSeq, a predicted model, not a curated record
AUGAAGCCUCUCACCAACAAGCCAUCUUUGUUUCCACCAUUUUGGUCAUCUUCUACUUCUUAUUCUUCUUCUUCAGCAUUCAUUCUAGUGCUUGUAGCUCUCGUUUGCACGUUGGGCGUCACAGUUUCUUUUUCAUGGUCAUGGAGAGUUAAUACCGUACUAGGUACUGGCUACUCUUCAUCACUAGCUUUCUCAACAAAAUCAAGGCCAAAUUCUCAAGUAGUGAAUGAAGAAGCUGCACCAGAAGCUCACCCUAUUGUCAGUCCAUCAAAUGAUUCAGAACCAAAUGGAACAGUACAUCUUCCCCACUCUCAAAUUGUAGAAAAACAAGAGGUAGCAGUGUUGAAUGAUAAAGAAUCUGGUGAGAUCAAUGCUACUACUGCAUCUGAGACAAUAACUAUAAAGAGAUAUAGCAGGUUAGAGAAACUUGAAGCAAGUUUGGCUGGAGUUCGAGCUUCCAUAAGAGAAGCUGCUCGAGUUCGAAAUCUGACUUCUACUCAUGAAGAUCCAGACUAUGUUCCUCAAGGUCCAAUAUAUAGAAAUGCAAAUGCUUUUCACAGGAGUUACUUGGAGAUGGAAAGGCUGUUCAAGAUAUAUGUAUACCAAGAAGGAGAUCCACCCAUAUUUCAUAAUGGUCCAUGCAAGAGCAUAUACUCUACAGAAGGAAUGUUCAUUCAUGAAAUGGAAAUGGACAAUACUUAUAGGACAAAAAAUCCAGAUGAUGCCCUUGUUUAUUUUCUCCCAUUCAGUGUGGUGAUGUUGGUUCAGUACCUCUAUGAGGCUGAGUCCCAUAGCACUGAGUCCAUAGGUCGUGCAGUGGUUGACUAUGUCAAUGUCAUCUCUGAUAAGCAUCCCUUUUGGAAUCGAAGCCUUGGUGCAGAUCACUUUAUGCUUUCCUGCCACGAUUGGGGGCCUCGCACAUCUUCUUAUGUUCCUCAGCUAUACCACAAGUCCAUAAGAGUAUUAUGCAAUGCAAACACUUCAGAAGGAUUCAAUCCUUCCAAAGAUGUGUCAUUUCCAGAAAUCCAUCUCCGAACUGGCGAAACCAAAGGACUUCUCGGUGGUCUCUCACCCUCUCGCCGGUCAGUUCUUGCCUUCUUUGCAGGCCGGCUUCAUGGCCACAUAAGAUGCCUGCUUUUAAAUGAAUGGAAAGAAAAAGACCAAGAUGUGCAAGUUUAUGACCAACUUCCAAAUGGGGUAUCCUACGAGUCGAUGUUAAAGCAGAGCAAGUUCUGCUUGUGCCCCAGCGGCUACGAAGUCGCAAGCCCAAGAAUUGUGGAAGCCAUCUAUGCAGAAUGCGUGCCGGUGUUGAUUUCGGAUAACUAUGUUCCACCUUUCAGUGAUGUCUUAGAGUGGAAGACAUUUUCAGUCCAAGUACAAGUGAAGGAUAUACCAAAUAUCAAAACAAUACUAAUGGGAAUAUCUCAGAGUCAGUACCUGAGAAUGCACAGGAGAGUGAAACUGGUGCAGAGGCAUUUUGUGGUGAAUGGACCUUCCAAGAGAUAUGACGUUUUCAACAUGAUAGUUCAUUCUAUUUGGCUCAGGAGGUUGAAUAUCCGCAUUGAGGAUCAACUCGAAUAGAAGCUAGACAAUGUUUUCCACCCUCAGAUCAACCUUUCUGUAGGAUCAACAAGAAAAAUAUGAAACAAAAUAAUACAAGAUUUACUCUCUUUUUCCUUAUCAUUUUUUUGAACCAGUGCGGUAUCGAAACGCAAAGCUACCACCAGUCUAAGACUACAUUACAUCCCAAUUGUGGAUGAUGCUAGACCUGAUAGGAUGGCGAAUAUUGCAGAGUUUGUGAUUUGUG